AUGAGCGCUUGGUCCCCACGAUCUUCCAAGACGUCCAAGUCUUACAGCAGUCCGCUCAGCGCUCGGAGUAGCAGUGAGUUUACGGUUGUCAAGGACCGACGUUGUCUCGUGGAUUGGGUCGCUGAUGGAUCAGGCUCUGAGAAACGCAAGUUCUGGGGGCGUUCCCCAGGGCCAGUGGACCCGUUGAGUGUGGCUCAUCUCGCUCGGCUGGGUUUCAAGCGCGAGACUGCCCGGAAUGCGCUCGUGUACGCCCGUAACAAUGUGGCGCUCGCCAUUGAGCUAGCUAUUCACGAUACGCACGACGACGGACCGAUUCCAGACUGCCCUGUCUGUUCCUCCAAGGAGGAAGGUAGUCAUCUGCGGCACUGGUUCAUUGGCCAGGACAUCUGUCGCCGGCCGUCGCCUGCUGUACCCAACGGUGGUGCUGGCCCUGCCUCUCCGGGCCUCGAGCAGUCGACGACUCAUGAGCCUGCCAGCCCGGAGACCCCUCGUUUAGAGACCCCACCGUUCACACCGUUCAUGAUGGGUCCACUGCCACCGACGCCGACCUUGGCAGGCCAGCCCUCUGCGUCCACCAGCUACCGACGCAUGACUCCCGCCGGCCUCCAACCGCCAGCAAUGUACACCCAAAACAAUUCCGGUGGCGACCUCUCGUCACGGUCGUCACACCCAACUGUGUACGACAGCGCCUACAGCAUCUACUCGCCCACCAUGAUCCCCCUCAACGAUACCGAAGCCGGUUCCCGGCCCUCGACGUAUCUCACUGCGUCGGCCAAAUUGUCACGCGAUGACCUGGGAUCGUAUGCGCAGUCGACCCCGCGACUGUCGCGAGAAGAUCUCGCCGGCACCUCCUCGUCGGGAUACUCGUCUUAUCGGUCCUCGUACACAGCCAUGGUGUCUCGAGAUGACGACUCGUACCGCAGCCACACACGAAACCACUCCGGUGGCAGUGGCUUUUACGGGUGGUACAACUCGCCCAGUGGACCAGGAGGUAGCGGUGGUCUCAGCAGCGGGAACAGUGGUGAAGACCUGAAGGCGUUCACCCGAGGUUCACUGGGAAUUGGAAGGGCGAUGUAG
Apiotrichum porosum is the source of this 1077-nucleotide messenger RNA. RefSeq lists its product as uncharacterized. Gene Ontology annotation, molecular function: protein binding. Bases 1 to 1077 code for a protein of 358 amino acids. The record is from RefSeq and is a predicted model, not a curated record. NCBI's taxonomy places the organism in Eukaryota, Fungi, Basidiomycota, Tremellomycetes, Trichosporonales, Trichosporonaceae. The transcript has a single exon.